CAGCUGUGUUUUCUACGUGAGAUGAAGAAAAGAAGAAGAUAAAGAUGUUGAGAGUCGGAUCAAUUCUGGGCCUGUUGGUCCUAAUGUCAGUCACGAGAAUGGUCGUUUCGAAUCGCUGCCUGACAAUGCUCGAAGAAAUUAAUCCAAAGAGACCGGUGAACUUGGACGGUCAACCGGUCAGCAUAAACUUCGAGAUCUCCCGCAGGGUGUCACAAAGGCUGUCCUCAUUCAUUAUGAAGAUCUUCUUAACGGAGGUGUUGGGCUACGCGGGAGUGAACGUUGUCGAGAUCGACGACAAGUUUAACCUACGGGAUAUCUUCGACAGACUGACCAACGUAACAUACGCCGCCAUAGUCCGGGAAGAGGGAGAAAUAUUCACCCAGCCAAUGGUGAACAUGGAGGUUUGGAUCCCGCCACAGGUCGAUCCUAUGCCUCUGUUGGCUGUAUUCGACGUGAGGGACUCAGGAUCCAUUGCUCCACCGGGACACUUUGGUUGGUUCGUACCUGAAGCGUUCUCCAGGCCAGGUGAAAGCUGGGUGACGUUCACCAGGCCAGAAACAGCGUUACGUUUCGACGUGGACGAGGCCACUCUGUCCAUGAUCAGGAACCACACCAUCGACCCUAUCACCAGGACCCAUUACUGCAACAAUACCUUCUGUCAGCAGGGAAUGUACAUUCCUAAACAAUGCCAAGGUCAACAGCCCUGCGCACUGCUGCUGACCAGUCAUCCAGAUGUCACGGACUUCGUGCAGAACGACAUCGAGAAGAUGAAGUUGUACGUGAAAGUCGCCUGGGUUGGACCCAACCUGAAACACCUGACCGAGACUUUGACCAAAGAAUACUUGCGCCGUGCACGCAACACACCUGACAGCAGGUCCCUGGUGUUCCUCCAUUGGACACCAAGCAGCAUCAUACCAAACGAGAAACGAUUCGUCUCGAUCGAUUUCCCGCGUUGCGGUACCCUGCCCUCGGAGGUCAGCUGCAGCUACGAGUCGAAUCGGCUGACCAAACUGGUCUGGUUGAAGCUCGAGUACAUCGCGAAGUCGGCGUUCGAGAUAAUCAACGAGGCUACGUUUACUGGCGAGAUGUACGAGGAGCUGAUCGAACGUUACAACAGACUCCAUGGAAAGAUUGGGGAGGAGGAGAUCGCCUGCGGUUGGCUAAGGGACAAUUUGAACUUUACCCUGGAGAACUGGAUGCCAAGCUACUCCAGCAAGAGUCUGCUCUACGUGGGCGGUAUAUUCCCGAUGAGUGAAACCUUCUAUUCAGGGAAAUCGAUCCUAGUUGCUGCUACCAUGGCCAAGAACGCGAUCAACGUGAACAAAACGGUCCUGACCGACUACAACUUGACCCUACUGGCUAACAACGGCCAGUGCAAGUCGGGCACCGUGAUGAAGUCCUUCAUCGAUUACAUCGUGAACAAUUAUUAUGAGAAACUGGUCGGUGUUUUGGGACCAGCUUGCUCGGACACCGUGGAGCCUCUGGUCGGCGUCUCGAAGCACUACAAGACCGUGGUGAUCAGCUACAGCGCUGAAGGAUCUAGCUUCAAUGAUCGAACCAAGUACCCGUAUUUCUUUCGGACCAUCGGUGAAAACAAGCAGUAUCAGCAUGUUUAUCUGCAGUUGCUGAAGAAAUUCGGCUGGCUACGGGUGGCCUCGUUGACAGAGGACGGACAGAAGUACACCGAGUAUAUAUCCUACAUGCAGGAUCUGUUCAGAGAUGAGGGGAUCGCUUUCGUCGCGAACGUCAAGUUUCCUAGGGAACGGGAGACCGACGUGAUGAUUAAGUAUCUGCAAGAUCUGAAGCAGAAGAAGGCGAAGAUCAUCAUCGCCGAUGUGAACGAUCAGGUUGCCCGGCAAGCGAUGUGCGAGGCGUAUAGGCUGCAGAUGACUGCCUUUCAGGGUUAUGUGUGGUUCUUGCCACUCUGGCUCCGUCCCCAAUGGUACGAUACCGAUCACUAUAACCAGCAGGGCGAGAAAGUACCGUGCACCACGUUCGAGAUGAGCAAGGCCAUCAACGGCCAUCUUGGUAUCUCUCACGCACACUUCGCACCCGACGACGCCAUCAUGCAAGAGGGCAUAACCGUUCGUGAAUGGCGCGAUCGUUACGAGACGUUAUGCAAGACUUAUCAUCAACCACCCUCGAAUUACGCUGGUUACGCGUACGACGCGAUGUGGACGUACGCCUACGCGAUGGAUCGAUUGAUCAAGGAGAAGAAGACCUAUGUUUUCGACCUUCAUAGCGAUCAGACCACCGAUCGACUGACGGACAUCAUUGGCCAGACGGAUUUCUAUGGGGUGUCGGGGAGAAUCAAUUUCUUGGGCGGUCCGUCGAGAUACUCGGUGAUCGACGUCGUCCAAUACAUCAACAACGAAACCCGAUUGGUCGGCAAUUUUCAACCCAACAUCUCCGAACACGAGGUAGUGGGUGGCACAUUGGAGUUGAAUGCCUCUGCCCUCGUUUGGUUGUCGCAGACAAUGCCGGACGACGGCUCGGAACUACCCCAAAGAUGCGUCAUAGCCGGCUUCGCAGAUUUCCUGAACGUUUCCUGCGAAGUUGCCUUCGUGAUCGUCAAUAUUUUCGGUAUCGGUUUGUUGGGAGUGAUACUGAUCAUUGGCUUCAUCAUCAUCAAGAGAAAGUACGAAGAAAAAGUGAAACAACACGAGAAGUACAUCAAGUCCCUGGGUUUGGACUUCUCCCAGGUGGAUAGUCCCGAUUUAGACAAAUGGGAGAUUCCUCGAGAUAAUGUGGUGAUCAAUCGUAUAUUAGGCGAGGGUGCUUUCGGUACAGUUUAUGGUGGCGAGGCGAUGUUCCCUGAGAAAGGUUGGCUAGCCGUGGCAGUGAAAACCUUGAAGGUUGGGAGUUCCACCGAUGAGAAAUUGGACUUCCUGAGCGAGGUGGAGGUGAUGAAGAGAUUCGAGCAUAAGAACAUCAUCAAACUGUUGGGCGUCUGCAUAAAGGGCGAGCCUGUGCUAACUGUGAUGGAGUUCAUGCUCUACGGCGACUUGAAGACUUACCUGCUCGCUAGAAGACACCUGGUGAACGAUCACAAUUACGAAGAUUCCGAUGAGAUUUCGAACAAGAAGCUGACCGCAAUGGCGCUGGAUGUGGCUAGAGCACUCAGCUACUUGGCGCAAUUGAAAUACGUUCAUAGGGAUGUUGCCUCCCGGAAUUGCUUGGUGAACGCCCUACGUACAGUGAAACUUGGGGACUUUGGUAUGACGAGACCUAUGUACGAGAAUGAUUAUUAUAGGUUUAAUCGUAAAGGAAUGCUGCCAGUAAGAUGGAUGGCACCAGAAUCCUUAGGUCUCGGAGUCUUCACUCCAGCCUCGGAUGUCUGGUCCUACGGUGUCCUACUCUACGAGAUUAUCACAUUCGGAAGCUUUCCGUUCCAGGGAAUGAGCAACAAUGAAGUACUGACUCAUGUCAAGGCUGGAAACUCACUGGCCGUCCCUAAAGGCGUGAAGCCACAGCUAGAGAACUUGAUGUAUUCUUGCUGGAAGACAGACCACACGAAGAGGCCAACAGCUCCAGAGAUCGUUGAGAUCCUAGCUACGAGUCCACGAAUAUUAUCGCCCUGUUUGGACGUUCCCCUAGCCAGCGUACAAAUAGAUCAUACUGGCCAGUUCGAGAUGCAUCUGACCGAGAACAUCCGGAAGUUCUCUUUGUCUUGGCCACCCCAGCACCGGAAUCAUUCGUCCACAUCAGCGUCCAGUCCCACGGAAAUCCCAAGUCCUCUCCUGUUAGACAUAAACUGCCAAGAUGACAAGAACAGGGAGUCUCUGUUAGGGGACGAGGUCUUCGAUCUGGAGAGCUCCAGACCCCUGUUGCCCACUUUAAGUGAACCGUCCGCGGGUCCAGCUAUCAGUCUUCAGAAUUUCAAACGAAACGACGACGAGACACCCAGGUACGUGAACAUCCAGCCGGGAAUGACGACCGAGCACCCCAGAGGGAGCCGUAGCACCGGGACCAUUCAGGUAGAGGAGGCGAGCGUCAUGCUACCGAAGAAUAGAAACAGCGAGGACGUCUCGAUUCUUUGACAGCAGAGGCGACGGGUGAUUUCGAGGCAGAAAUCGAUGGUGUACCUACGGAGGCGCGCUGAAGGCAUAUUUGGAAAAUAUGCGAAACGGUCGUACAGGAAGACCAGCGUGUAGUCUAUCCAGCUGUUCUGUA
Dufourea novaeangliae is the source of this 4173-nucleotide messenger RNA. RefSeq lists its product as uncharacterized. Gene Ontology annotation, cellular component: signaling receptor complex. The transcript is spliced from 12 exons. Gene Ontology annotation, biological process: cell surface receptor protein tyrosine kinase signaling pathway; protein phosphorylation; multicellular organism development. Lineage: Eukaryota; Metazoa; Arthropoda; Insecta; Hymenoptera; Halictidae. The record is from RefSeq and is a predicted model, not a curated record. Bases 45 to 4040 code for a protein of 1331 amino acids. Gene Ontology annotation, molecular function: transmembrane receptor protein tyrosine kinase activity; ATP binding.